Messenger RNA from Daucus carota subsp. sativus, 1727 nucleotides. Its product is annotated as la protein 1. Gene Ontology annotation, molecular function: RNA binding. NCBI's taxonomy places the organism in Eukaryota, Viridiplantae, Streptophyta, Magnoliopsida, Apiales, Apiaceae. Bases 106 to 1506 code for a protein of 466 amino acids. Gene Ontology annotation, biological process: RNA processing. The record is from RefSeq and is a predicted model, not a curated record. Gene Ontology annotation, cellular component: nucleus; ribonucleoprotein complex. The transcript is spliced from 9 exons.
UCACAGUGCAGCUUCGCGGCUCUGUAUUAAUUGACAACUUAAAAGCAAGAGAUUUCAGCCGUGCAAAAACCCUAAACCACUUUCUUCUCUGCGUCAACUACAACAAUGGCAGCAGCAGCUCUGGACUCUGAAACUUCAAAGAAAGUCAUUAGACAGGUUGAGUUCUACUUCAGUGACAGCAAUCUUCCCAGAGAUGGGUUUCUCUCAAAAACUAUCAGUGAGAGUGAAGAUGGUCUGGUCAGCUUGGCGUUGAUAUGCUCAUUCUCUAGGAUGAGAGGUCAUCUGGGUUUGGGAGAUGCAAAACAGGAAGAUAUAUCAGAAGAUACAGUAAAAUCUGUAGCUGAGACACUAAAGAGUUCCCCCUAUUUAAAGAUUUCUAAAGAUGGUCAGAGAGUUGGUAGGACUACAGAAUUACGAAAACCGGAAGAGAUUAUUGAACAAUUAGAUGCUAAAACAAUUGCAGCAUCUCCACUAGAGCACAAUGUAAAGCUUGAAGAUGUGGAGUCUUUCUUUGCUCAGUUUGCCAAGGUAAAUAGUGUGAGGCUGCCUCGUCAUGUAUCAGACAGUAAGCAGCUUUGUGGCACUGCUCUUGUUGAGUUUGCAACCGAGGAAGAAGCUGCAGAAGUUUUGAAAAAAAGUCUGGUAUAUGCAGGCGCCAACUUGGAACUUAUACCAAAGAAGGAUUUUGAUGCAGAACGAGAAAAGCUAGAAGAAGCUGAGAAAUCUCGUCCCAAACAUGACUUGAAUCGUAAAAACAACUCAAAGGACGAUAACAGCUACCCUAAAGGCUUAAUUGUUGCAUUUACAUUAAAGAGUAAAUCAGCUGAUGAUUCUGCAGAGAAGGAUGGCAAUGAGGAGCCCGCAAGUGUAAGUAUUGAUAUUUCCAAGGUAGAGCCUGAACCAAAUUCAGUUGAGCAAACUGCUGAGUUAUCUGAAGAUGCUAAAGUCAAAGAAGAAAGCCCGGAAGAAAACAUCGAAACCAAAAGUGAAGAAAUGGUUGAAGAUGAACAUACUAACGGAAGUGAUCAAGGUAAAGAUGAAAAAGAAUCUUUUGAUAUAUCUAAGCAAAAAGAGGAAGCUAAAGCUGGUACUGAAGGCAAAUCAACUGCCAUAAUGUACAAGGACAACAAGGAUGUUGUUCUACGUGAAGAUCUGAAAAAUGUUUUCAAAAAGUUCGGCUCAGUUAAGUUUGUUGAUUUUACAAUGGGAGCUGAAUCAGGAUACAUUAGAUUCGAAGAAGCAGAUGCAGCACAGAAAGCGCGUGCUGCUGCCGUACUUGCUGAAGAGGGUGGUUUGAUGGUCAAAAACUAUGUGGCUGUAUUAGAACCAGUAACUGGAGAGGCUGAAAAAACAUAUUGGGGUUUUCUUCGUGGUAAUCAGGAGAAGUUCAAGGGCAGUCGUGGAAGGGGUGGGAAAUCAAAUAGAGGUGGGAGACAAUAUGGAAAGCACUCCCGUUCAAGGGAUAAUGAUGACUCAAAUCGUCCAAGAAAAGCACAGAAAGUAUGAGAAACUUGGCCAUGCAGAAGUUGUCAACAGUCUGAGGUCCAGUUUUCUCUGACACCGGCUUGCCGAUUGUAAAAUUUUUGCGUGGUUUUUAAGACUUUAGAGCCAAGUUCAUCUCUGCUCCAAUAUACAAAACUUCUUGUGAUAUGGAUGCAAUCGAAAAUGAGAAACAGUGUAUUCUUUCCUAAAAAUUUAUAUUUCAAGUUCGGUUUAAAAGUUUUUUA